CCCAAACGUAAACAUGAGACGCACAAAUAAUCUGUGCGGCCUCUUUUAUAUGAACUGUAAGCGGAAGUACUUCAUAUAGAGACCAGAACGAUAGAGUACAGAACGAUGGCUCACCGGCUGCUAGUCCGUAGAAUUUGGACCCUCUCUGUAAAAGACUUCCGCUGUCUCCCGGCCUCCUCCUCCUCCUUCUCUACCUCCCUGCGUUCCUCCACUGCCCCUCUAUCCUUCCUUUCCCCCAAACGCACUCUGUUCCGCUCCCUGCCCCACACUUCCCGCAGAGAGGUCUCCUUCAACGUGCAGGACCAUGAGGACUUCACAGAGAGAGUCAUCAACAGUGAGCUGCCUGUGCUCAUUGACUUCCAUGCCCAGUGGUGUGGUCCCUGCAAGAUACUGGGGCCAAGAUUAGAGAAAGCUGUUGCCAAACAGAAAGGCAAAGUUGCCAUGGCAAAGGUCGACAUAGACGAUCACACAGACUUGGCCAUUGAAUAUGGGGUAUCGGCGGUCCCCACGGUAAUCGCCAUGCGAGGAGGCGACGUCAUCGACCAGUUUGUGGGAAUCAAAGAUGAUGAGGCGCUGGACUCGUUUGUCAGCAAGCUCAUUGGACAAUGAACAUGUCAAUCACAUCCCUGUGAUCCAACCCCUUAUGACCCCAUUGUUGUCUGAGCCUGGCCAGGUCCUCAGCGCUACACGGCCA
Messenger RNA from Coregonus clupeaformis (lake whitefish), 694 nucleotides. Its product is annotated as thioredoxin, mitochondrial. Gene Ontology annotation, molecular function: protein-disulfide reductase activity. Bases 106 to 609 code for a protein of 167 amino acids. The record is from RefSeq and is a predicted model, not a curated record. Gene Ontology annotation, cellular component: mitochondrion. NCBI's taxonomy places the organism in Eukaryota, Metazoa, Chordata, Actinopteri, Salmoniformes, Salmonidae. Gene Ontology annotation, biological process: cell redox homeostasis. The transcript has 4 exons.